Messenger RNA from Anneissia japonica, 2051 nucleotides. Its product is annotated as solute carrier family 35 member F6-like. The transcript has 6 exons. The coding region runs from base 123 to 1298 and encodes 391 amino acids. The record is from RefSeq and is a predicted model, not a curated record. NCBI's taxonomy places the organism in Eukaryota, Metazoa, Echinodermata, Crinoidea, Comatulida, Comatulidae. Gene Ontology annotation, cellular component: membrane; intracellular membrane-bounded organelle.
GUCAGCUGACUGCAGCAACAAACUUUACAAAACUUCUCACCACAUCCUUUUCAUACUUCUUUCAGUUUAGAUGACUGUUGAAUGUUCCAAAACUAUUAUAGGUGAUUGAAGUUGGUUUCAAUAUGGCUUGGACUAGCUACCAAUACUCAUUGGCGGUCUUAAUGUUAGUCACUGGUUCAAUAAAUACAAUUAGUACGAAAUGGGCAGAUUUGAUGACAUCGCCAGGAAGAGAGGGAGAUACAAGCAGAAAAUUUGACCACCCUUUUCUACAAGCAUGUGGUAUGUUCCUUGGUGAGAUGGCCUGCUUGCUAACCUUCAAGCUUGUAUGGUUCUACAAGCAAAGAAAAGGAAAGCACUACGAUGUUGGACCUCAGGAAUUCACACCUUUUGUGAUGCUUCCCCCAGCGCUCUGUGACAUGUGUGGAACAUCAAUCAUGUAUGUCGGUUUGACCCUCACCUAUGCUUCCAGCUUCCAGAUGCUAAGGGGAUCUGUCAUCAUUUUCACUGGUCUUCUCUCUGUGGCAUUCCUUGGCCGAAAACUCCAAGUACACCACUGGCUUGGCAUGUUCCUCGUUUUGAUUGGUUUGGUCUUAGUGGGCGUGGCUGACAUUGUAUUCAAAGAGAAGGAUAGUAAAGACCUAAAUAAUAUUAUCACAGGUGAUUUAUUGAUCAUAAUGGCUCAGAUUAUCACAGCUGUCCAGAUGGUUAUUGAAGAAAAGUUCCUUAGCAAGUAUAAAAUACCAGCCUUACAAGCAGUUGGGUGGGAAGGUUUAUUUGGAUUCUGUGUCCUGUCUGUUUUACUUGUUCCAUUCUUUUAUAUUCAUGUUGGUUCCCUGAGCACUUUGCCAGAGCAUCGUCUUGAAGAUGCUAUAGAUGGUUUUAUACAAUUGGGCAACAAUAAGCUUCUCAUUGUGGCAUUCCUGGGAAAUAUGAUAAGUAUCGCUUUCUUUAACUUCUCUGGGAUCAGUGUCACCAAAGAGAUGAGCGCCACCACUAGAAUGGUGCUAGAUAGUCUCCGAACACUUGUUAUAUGGUGUUUUAGUUUGGCUGUUGGCUGGGAGAAAUUCAGUGGGAUUGCUGGUUUUCUGCAGUUACUCGGUUUUGUGAUCCUCGUGUCUGGCACUUGUGUUUACAACAAUGCUGUGUGUGUUCCACUUUAUGAGCGCUACAAACAGAAGAGGAAUUCAUUAGUGGUAUACAACUCAGAUGAACAGAAACCCAUUCUAGAUCAUGGUUCGAUUCAGAAUGCAGGAAGCAUUAGUUACAAUAGUAAAGAUGGUCGUUACCCACAAAUUUAAAGGAAAACAUUAAUUGUAUUGAAUUCAUUAAAAAGAAUUAGAUAAGGAAGAACUGCAGUAUAUUUUUAUGUAAUUAAAAAAUCAUAGAAAAUAAGUAAAAUGGCCUUGAAAUUGUUUUGAACACUGCUAUAACCAUCCACUUCAAGAUGUGUUUUUGUGAAUCAUUUUAGCGUUAAUCUAAUUUUAGCAUUAAUUUCAAACAUAAUCAUAUUAAUGCAAGCCCACUAUCUUUCAUAAUACUGCCAAAAGUGUGCUUUCUUCUCUAUAGGCCUGUAUGGUAUGGUAUGUGAAAUGUAUUAUCCAUGUGACAGUAGUCUUUGUAGAGUAAUGUAUGAAUAUUGUCUAUUUUUAUUUUAGUGUCAUUUUGUAAUUGAAUAGUGCAAUAACAAACAAUACGUUUCAGUUGCUUUUUGAUAUUUUAUGGUUUGUGUGUAAUGAUGACGAUUUUUAUGCUUCCAUUUGUACUUAAAUUUACCUUCAAGAAAUGUUUGCAAUUUUUCAGUAUAUAAUUAUAUUAUCUUUUUAAAAGCUGAAUCGAUUUAUUAUUUUAAUAAAAGGUCCCAGAGAUGACAAUACUUGUAGCAUUUAGUUUUAAUGCAAUGUUAUCAUUUAUUUAUCUAAAAUAAAAAUAUGUAAUCACUUUAAAAUUAAUGUAUAUAAAUGUACUUUUGUUCAUAUUGGUUAGUUGUGUACUGUAUUUACUCAUUAUGUAUCUGUUAUGCAAUUAUAUAAUAAAUUAAAUAUAAAGUAUAA